Molecule: messenger RNA, 2049 nt
Organism: Microcebus murinus (gray mouse lemur)
Lineage: Eukaryota; Metazoa; Chordata; Mammalia; Primates; Cheirogaleidae
Source: RefSeq, a predicted model, not a curated record
UCAACUAAAAUAAUCUGAAAGCUCUGUUUAGGAUUUGGCUGUAGGAAAAAGAUAUGCUCCCACACAGUCUAAUGCAUUUUACUAGCUCUAUUUGCAUUGCCUCAUACAUCAAAUGCUUCCACCCAAUGUUGCUUAAUCUGUGUGCGUAUAUCUAUAUAAGAAGAAUUGGAAUGUAACUGCAUUAACUGCUAUCAAUUGCCAACUACAGGAAACCACAUCAUCUGAGACCAACCCUUUCCAUUUAUAACUUAGAUCUGAAGUCGUGGUUCCUUUUGGUGGAGUAAGCAUUUAGAAACUAAGAUAUGGAACACAGAAGCAUAAAAAAUGAAGCCUAAAAUGAAGUAUUCAACCAAGAAAAUUUCCGUAGCAAAGCUGAACAGCACAGCAAACAAAGCCUUGGUGAAACCUUACGAGCUGAUAAAAUCCCAGCAGAAGACUGAAGAAGUUUGCCAUUUGUACUCUAUGGAGCUACGAUCUGGCCUUACCAUAGAAAAGAGGGCCUGUUACAUCAGGAAAAGAACCAGCAAAAGGCCUUCUUUAGGAAAGAACCCACCACAAACAGGUGGAAAAGAAUCUCUGUCAUUCACUGCCUAUCGACAGCAGUCUACUGUGGAGCAUUUUGCCUUUGGUGUGCCUGAGAUCCAGAGACAUACUAAAAGAUUUCAUGUUCCAAGGACCACAGGAAUUUCACCUAUUACAGAAUCUUUUGCUUCCCUAAGCACAUACAAUGAUCAAUCCAUUACUUUUGUUUUGGAGGAUGGAAGUUAUGAGAUCUAUAUUGAAGACUUAAAAAAAGAUGACAAGAAAGAAAAGGUGUUACUGCGUUACUACGAGUCUCAGCGUUCCUCAAGUGAAUCAGGUGAUGAUGUCGAUGGUAAAAUGUUAAUGGUAAACCUGGGUCCUCCUACGAAAGACCACUGGCUGCAUGCCAACAACAAGGAGCAUUCUGUGGAGCUCCAUAAGAGUGAAAAACCAUUGCCGGAGCAGGCCUUCUUUGUCCUUCAUAAGCAGCCCUUCAAAUCUGUUUCAUCUGAAUGUGUUUCAUUUGAAUGUAAGAACUAUCCUGGAACAUAUCUAGGUGUAAAGGAUAAUCAACUUGCUCUAAUUAAAGUAGACUGUUCUGAGAGUUUGAGUAGUGAGAAUAUCAUGUUUAAACUCUCUAAAACUUAAUGUGAUGGAAAGCUGUGGGUCUUGGAUUGGGUAGCCCAAAUGCCACCCACUGGAGAAGGAAUGAGAGGUAAAGAGAUGGGCAACAUGCAAGGGAAAUUGAGAGUGCUUAGCAUGCUAUGGAAUGUUUUCUUUCUUAUGUAAAAAUAUUUUUUUCUUGUCCUUCAGUUCUGUUUUGUAUUUCCCUCUGUAUAACUGCAUAUUCAAUACAAGCAUCAAUGUAUUAAGUAGAGUAUUGGCAAAGAAACUGCAAACAUACAGUUUGUAGAAAGAAAGAACUUCAUAUUUAGAGCUGAGACCUUUGGGGAGAGUAAGGGCAACAGAUCAAGUCUCUCUUUAGACAGGGAUCCAUUUUAAAGAGCUACAUAGAAAAAUCAUUUUCCCUGGUUCCAAACAACAGGCUCAAACAGUAGACCUGCUAGUAAAAGGAAGACCAGAUACAAGAUAGAUUGACCAUUUCUCAACUGGAAUAAAACACCAACUUUGUUAGCCAACACUCAGAUCAGCUCUCUCUUACUCUAAGGGGUUAUGGAACUUUGAAUGCCUACAUGGCUAGCCAGGUAAUAUAAAUGUGUGAAAAUACAACAAUAGAAAAAUUAAGAAAAAUAAAUCCAGUAUUUGUAAAGUGAAUAAUUUCAUUACUAAUUCUUUCAUUUUUAAAAUUCUGGUUUUACAUACUGAGUUUAAGCAAGGAAUUCUUACAUUAGGAAGUAAAAUAAAUUUUAAUUCAGACAUAACAUUUUAUUUAUUGAGAAUAUCUAGCAAAUUAAAACAUUAAAAAAAAAUACUGAGCUACAAUAUAUUUUAGGGCACCCAAGUACCAUGGAAUCCAAGUACCAUAGUGAGACCAGAAGUCUUCUAACCUACUAGAGCCUAGAUGAA